Molecule: messenger RNA, 2163 nt
Organism: Fundulus heteroclitus (mummichog)
Lineage: Eukaryota; Metazoa; Chordata; Actinopteri; Cyprinodontiformes; Fundulidae
Gene: sox10
Product: SRY-box transcription factor 10
Exons: 4
Coding region: 600-2069 (489 amino acids)
Biological process (GO): enteric nervous system development; peripheral nervous system development; neural crest cell migration
Cellular component (GO): nucleus
Molecular function (GO): RNA polymerase II cis-regulatory region sequence-specific DNA binding; DNA-binding transcription factor activity, RNA polymerase II-specific
Source: RefSeq, a predicted model, not a curated record
GGCUCUUUAAGCCCUGGCACUGACACACAGAGCCAGCAUUCAUUGUCGGCCUGCGAGCGAGGGGGCUGGGGAGCGAGCGUCACUUUGGAAACUCGGGAACUCACGGAUUCUCGUGCUAAACCGGCGACCUCCUUUUCUCAUUCCCGAAGUCCGCGCUGUUGGAUUUCAACCGCGGGACGCACGCAGGAGAGAGAGAACGGGAAGUCAGGGAGGAAGUAAGACUGGGUGAGUUCGGCACGGACCGCUGCCCAUUAGCAGGUAAACUGGGGUCCAAGGUGCGCACUGGGCCGCCUAUGAUACCAACAACACGGAUGGAAAGAACUUUAAUGUGGAACCCUCAUAGAGUUUUGCAACGGAGGCUCAGAGUAGAGACAGACUGGCAGUUUAUAUUAUAACUUCAGCGGAGGCGAAAGAGACAGAACACGGAGCUGCCACUCGGUGCGUCAUUCUGAGCUAAAUACGCAGGAGCAGGAGCCCGACAGGUAGAGCUGAGCUUUUUAGGAACAGGUUAGGGCCAGGUCCAGAGGAGUGUGUGUGUGUGCAGGGUGUGUGUGUGUUUCUAAGAGAGACAGAGAGAGAGACAGAGAGAGAGAGAGAAGAUGGCCAGAGAGGAACAGAGCUUCUCAGAGGUGGAGCUCAGUCCCGGCAUGUCGGAUGACAGUCGCUCCCUGUCCCCGGGCCAUUCCUCCGGCGCGGCGGGAGGACUCGACUCGCCCAUCCGCGGCCAGCGGUCGCAGCUGGCGGCUCUGGACGACGCCUCGGCCGGCUGCUCGUCCGUCAAGUCCGAGGACGAGGAGGAGCGCUUCCCCGCCGGGAUCCGCGAGGCGGUGAGCCAGGUGCUCAACUGCUACGACUGGACCAUCGUGCCGAUGCCCGUGCGCGCGAGCGCCGGAAGCAAGAGCAAGUCGCACGUGAAGAGGCCGAUGAACGCCUUCAUGGUUUGGGCGCAGGCCGCGAGGAGGAAACUGGCCGACCAGCAUCCCCACCUGCACAACGCGGAGCUCAGCAAGACCCUGGGGAAACUGUGGAGGCUUCUCAAUGAGAGCGACAAGCGACCCUUCAUCGAGGAGGCAGAGAGGCUGAGGAAGCAGCACAAGAAGGAUUACCCGGACUACAAAUACCAGCCGCGACGCCGCAAAAACGGAAAGCCGGGCUCCGGCUCAGGAAGUGAGGCCGACAGCCAUUUGGAGGGUGAGGUCAGCCACAGCCAGUCCCACUACGAGGGCCUCCACCUGGAAAUGGCCCACGGCGGGGGAGCCGAGUCCCCUCUGGCUGAAGGGCACCACCCUCAUGCUGAAGGUCAGAGCCACAGUCCUCCCACGCCUCCCACCACUCCCAAGACCGAACUUAAGAGGGAGGGAGCUGGGCACGGUGGCACCCGAGGCACAAACGGAGCAGAAAGUGCUCCAGGAUCUGGCAAACCUCACAUCGACUUUGGUAAUGUGGACAUUGGUGAAAUAAGCCACGAGGUGAUGGCCAACAUGGAGCCAUUUGAUGUCAAUGAGUUUGACCAGUACCUUCCCCCUAAUGGUCAUCCAGGGGUUGGGCAGAUUGGCGCGGCGGGAGGUGCUGCGGCAGCUUCUCCGGCCUCCCCGUAUGCCUACGGCAUCUCCACAGCUUUGGCUGCAGCCAGUGGACACUCGGCAGCCUGGCUCUCCAAGCAGCAGCAGCAGCAUCAGCAUCAGCAGCAACAUCACGGCUCCCCGCUGGGCUCAGAUCCAGCCAAGGCGCAGAUCAAGAGUGAGGCAGGAGGUUCUGGGGCUCACUUUGCUGAAGCAGCCCCCGCAGGUGCUCACGUCACCUACACAACGCUCAGCCUUCCCCACUAUAGCUCCGCCUUCCCCUCGUUGGCCUCCAGGGCUCAGUUCGCAGAGUAUGCCGACCACCAGCCCUCGGGCACGUACUACGGCCACUCCGGCCAGGCAUCGGGGUUGUACUCUGCCUUCUCCUACAUGGGGCCCUCCCAGAGGCCUCUCUACACGGCCAUCACUGACCCGGCCACUGUGUCGCAGUCUCACAGCCCCACGCACUGGGACCAGCCCGUCUACACGACAUUGUCGCGGCCAUGACAGAUAGCAAGAGCAGCAAGCGCCGGUGCAGGUUUAGCCCCAGUGUCAGACCAAAGCAGGAGAGGCGGCGGCGGCGGCAGCUCUGUCUGUUACG